CCUGAGACGGAGCAGAAAGCCUUACGUUUUACCUUAAGGUUUUAAUUGGGAUUUUUUUUAAUUGUAGCGCCUUUUGAGCCAAAUGGUAUUUACAUCCCGGAGGAGCCUGAGCUGAAAAAUGCCUCUCCAACUUCUUGAAGGGAUGUCCAGCAGGAAGCGAAGACCUAAUUGGACAGACCAGGAGUGUCUGCUUCUUGCCCAGUUAAUGCAGGAAAGGAAAGACAUAAUCAGAGGGAAGUGCAGCACUGGAGUGUCAAUACAAGAUAAAAGACAAGCGUGGGAGGAAGUAGCCCAGGCCAUCAAUAUUGCCUUUCCUCAAAUUCAGCGUACAGUUUCUGACUGCAACAAAAAGUGGGAAAAUCUGCUAGCAAAGUCAAGGGAGGAGAUCAAACGACAGAAAAGGCAAGCGGGUAAAGAUGAAGGCCUGUCCCUUGAAGAGCUCAGCACUGUGACCCAAAUAGUGAUUUCUGUGAUGAACCUCUCAGACAUGCUGCAACAAGAUCGAGAAGACUCUUCAGUGUCAGAGUUGGUGGAAACUAAACAAAACAGCUGUGAUAAAGAUGGAAACGACCCCACAACUGAUGAAAGAAUCACAAACAAACGUCCACUGAUCGAGCGUAAGUAUCCAGAUCAAUCCGCCUCUCCAGGAGAACAAAAAAUGUCUGCUUUUACUAAUGUUCCUAAAUCACUCGCAGUACAGUUCAGUACUCCCCGUGCUGCUGUCUUUACUGUCUCUGGAGAACACUCAGAUACUCCCUGCUCCACUUCUCCAACCUCAGUGCACUGCACAACUUUGCAAGAGCGAAUGGAUUUGGAAAUGUCUGUGCUGAGAAGACAAGAGGCUGUACUCAAGCUGCAAGAAGAAUAUUACACACUAAAGAUCAAGCUGAUGAAAAAGCAAUUGAAAGAGCCACUUCAAAAGGACUAAGGUAGUUGUAGAAAACUCCCUGUUGCACCUGCAUAUGAGUUGUGCCUGCUUGUGAAAGGUGACCAUCAUGAUUUGUCAGUUUUACAAUUGAAAUCUGUAAUAGUUUUUUGUGUAGUGGACACAAGUAUAAAACUGCAAACAUCACAUUUAAUCUGGAUGAAGACGUAUUCCAUAUUCUGCUAUUGUGAAACACUGAUCAGGUUUGUUCUGUCGCUCAAAGUAAAAAAUAUCUUCAUAUGAGCUGGUAAAAAUAUUUCAUUGCAACAUGCAUUCGGGAUGAUAUCUAUACAUCACUACAAACCAGACCUUACUAAAACUGUUUAUUUAUGCCAGAAAUAUUGUUGUUCUGUAACAACUAAAUUUCUAUUUGUAGUUAUUACCAAAGUCUUUCUAAAGUCACUCUACAGUACUGUAAUUGUUAUAAUAGUGAGCUAUAGUCAAUUCAGUGUUUGCUGUAGCCCUUAUAAUCCUAUAAUAAUGCACAGAUUGAGCCAUAAAGUGUUUUUUCCUCACAGUGGUUUAAUUGUCUUUGUGCAGCAAAUCCUUUUUUGUGUUUUCGGUUCAUACUAAUGUACAUCACUAUAAAUAUUACAGAAAAAGAUAUAUCAUGAGAUACAUUUCUGCUUUUCUUCCUGACCAUGUACUUUUGUUAUGAAUGACAGUGAAAGUCAAGGGAUUCAUUAUGUUUGUCGCCUCACGUUGCCUUAUUAUCACUUCGCUUUUAUGACCAAGUCAAGAGUGAAAUUUUUUUGUGCUGUGUAAAUGAUUUGUUGCUUUGAAUACAUAAAUAGUUAUGGACUCGAAGCACUGACCAGCUUUUAAUGAUAGUUUAUAUCAUAAGUAUUGAUAUAUAAUAUGAGUUAGACAGCCUCUAAUGUGAUGCAUUAAUAUGUCAUGCCUCGUGCCAUAUACAGUAACUGGAAUUUCACACAGUAAAGUCUUAAAUUCCUGAAAUUGAUUUAUAAUUUGUAGGAAGUAUAAUUUGUGUUUUUCUGUCAGUGGAGUCCAAUUCACAUGUAUAGUUUUACCCUGUGAGAAAUUUUGUUUAUUGCCGAUUCAUGUCAUUUACUCUGUAAGUGCAAAUUUGGAAGCUGUAAAUGUUUGACAUAUACCAAUAAACAUAUUUAUGAAAAUUGAACUUGAUCAUGCCAAUGUAAGUAAAGCUAAAAUAAUGUCGUGUCUAGACAAAUGUAGUAAUUUGUGUGUAAUAUUUCUCAUAAAUCCGUUUAUUUGUAAGUGACUGAGUUUGGCACCCAGAUGUAAGCAGUGGGGCCCAGAGUGUUGAAUAAAAGUCUG
This is a messenger RNA of Toxotes jaculatrix (banded archerfish), 2224 nucleotides long. RefSeq names its product myb/SANT-like DNA-binding domain-containing protein 4. The record is from RefSeq and is a predicted model, not a curated record. Lineage: Eukaryota; Metazoa; Chordata; Actinopteri; Toxotidae. Bases 119 to 928 code for a protein of 269 amino acids. The transcript has 4 exons.